Heteronotia binoei (common prickly gecko) is the source of this 881-nucleotide messenger RNA. RefSeq names its product mitochondrial ribosomal protein S16 (gene MRPS16). The coding region runs from base 337 to 747 and encodes 136 amino acids. NCBI's taxonomy places the organism in Eukaryota, Metazoa, Chordata, Lepidosauria, Squamata, Gekkonidae. Gene Ontology annotation, cellular component: mitochondrial small ribosomal subunit; ribosome. Gene Ontology annotation, biological process: mitochondrial translation. The record is from RefSeq and is a predicted model, not a curated record. The transcript is spliced from 4 exons. Gene Ontology annotation, molecular function: structural constituent of ribosome.
AGGGGCGUGGCUAGGAGGCAAAUUAUGGCUCGUGACAAAAAAGCAUCCCGUCUUACUCUACACCCCCCGCUCCCGCCCCGUCACCUCGGCUUCAGUCUCGAACUCGCUCCCCCGCCUCCUUCGUCCCACCUCGCGCUGCGCGCGGCAAUCCCUUCCUUGCUCCCCCUCCCCUGCGGUUGCUUAGCAACGCGGCCCCGUGACAAUCCCCGGACUACAAUCCGCGUCGUGCUUCUGUGACCGGAGAGGCGCCUGCGCGAGAGGCGGAGCGCGCGCUGCCCGAGGAUUGCUGUGCGCAUGCGCCGUUGGUAGAGUUACAGAGGCGGCCUAGAAGACGCCAUGGUUCACCUCGGGCAGCACCUCCUGAAACACUACCACAAGUCUCACCUUGUCAUCCGCUUUGCCCUCGGCGGCUGCGCCAACAGGCCUUUCUACCGAAUUGUGGUUGCGCAGAACAAGCGAGCCCGUGAUGGCAAAUACGUGGAACAGCUGGGCUGCUACGACCCCCUCCCAAAUGACCAUGGCGAGAAAAUUGUCGGCUUAAACUUCGAGCGCAUCAAAUACUGGUUGGGCCGCGGGGCCUAUUUUAGCAUGCCUUUUGAAAAGCUUCUGGGACUCGCCGGAUUCUUCCCCCUGCAUCCUAUGACCAUCACCAACGCAGAACGGAUCAGGAGGAAACAGGCCCGAGAGGCAGCUGCAGUUACAGAGGCCGCGUCAGUGACUCAAGAAGACUCUGCGACAAAAGGAUGAGGGCAAACAGGAGAACAGACUGGGUUGAUUCCUUCAAGGACUUUUGCUGCCAGCUCCAAAGGGCUCUCUGGGACAGGAUGUGCAGAGAAGCAACACAAAUGCUCAAGAUAGAUUAAAACCUCUUUAUGCUCUUU